AUGAACACGCUCCUCCGAUCCACGCUCAGGACUAAGGCACUGAAUGUUGCAUCUCUAGCAUAUGCUGCGGUUUCCAGAAGUGUUCAGGAAAAUCUCCUUCAUGUUCCCUUGCGGUCUAGAUCAAAUAGCACGGAGUCUUCCUUGGCAGAGGAUAAUUCAACUAAUGAAGUCAAAAGUGGUUCAGGGUUCAAAGGCCACGCUAUGCUUGCCCCUUUCACGGCUGGGUGGCAGACUACUGAUCUGAAUCCUCUCGUUAUAGAAAAGUCAGAGGGAAGCUAUGUAUAUGACACUAAUGGGAAGAAAUAUCUUGAUGCACUUGCUGGUCUAUGGGCCACUGCUUUAGGGGGAAAUGAGCCACGCCUUGUUGAGGCUGCCAUCACACAAUUAAAGAAGUUGCCAUUUUACCAUUCCUUUUGGAAUCGGACCACCAUACCUUCUCUGGAACUAGCCAAGGAACUCCAAGAAAUGUUCACAGCCAGAAAAAUGGCAAAAGCUUUUUUUGUUAAUAGUGGAUCAGAAGCCAAUGACACUCAGGUGAAACUUGUAUGGUAUUAUAACAAUGCGCUUGGAAGACCAGAUAAGAAGAAAUUCAUAGCUCGUGCAAAAUCGUAUCACGGUUCCACGUUGAUAGCAGCCAGUCUUUCCGGCCUUCCGGCUCUGCAUCAGAAAUUUGAUUUGCCAGCACCUUUCGUAUUGCAUACUGACUGUCCCCAUUACUGGCGGUAUCAUCUUCCAGGUGAGACAGAGGAAGAAUUUUCAACCAGAUUGGCCAACAAUUUAGAGCAGCUGAUUCUGAAAGAGGGACCAGAGACAAUUGCUGCAUUUAUUGCCGAACCUGUAAUGGGGGCAGGAGGUGUAAUACCUCCACCAUCUGGUUAUUUUGAAAAGAUCCAAGCUGUUGUCAAGAAGUAUGACAUUCUUUUUAUUGCCGAUGAGGUAAUAUGUGCCUUUGGAAGGCUUGGGACAAUGUUUGGAUGUGACAAGUACAAUAUUAAGCCGGACCUUGUAUCCCUGGCCAAGGCAUUGUCUUCUGCAUAUUUGCCCAUUGGAGCUGUCCUUGUAUGCCCAGAAGUUUCAGAAGUUAUACACUCACAAAGUAACAAACUUGGUUCAUUUUCUCAUGGGUUUACUUAUUCUGGACACCCCGUAGCCUGUGCUGUUGCAAUUGAAACACUCAAGAUUUAUAAGGAAAGAAAUAUUGUUGACGAGGUGAACAAGAUCGCCCCCAGGUUCCAAGAUGGCAUAAAAGCUUUUUCUGAUAGUCCCAUCAUUGGAGAGAUACGGGGAACUGGCUUGAUUCUGGGCACUGAGUUCGUAGACAACAAGUCACCUAAUGAUCCGUUUCCUCCUGAAUGGGGAGUGGGUGCCUAUUUUGGAGCACAAUGUGAGAAACAUGGAAUGUUAGUUCGUAUAGCGGGGGAUAACAUCAUGAUGUCUCCACCAUUUAUUAUAUCUCCAGGAGAAGUUGACGAGUUAAUCAAUAUUUAUGGGAAAGCUUUGAAAGAAACGGAAAAGAAGGUACAGGAGCUCAAGUCUCAGCGCAAGUAG
This is a messenger RNA of Sphenostylis stenocarpa, 1548 nucleotides long. NCBI's taxonomy places the organism in Eukaryota, Viridiplantae, Streptophyta, Magnoliopsida, Fabales, Fabaceae. The record is from the annotation of a GenBank genome assembly.